Molecule: messenger RNA, 1295 nt
Organism: Zingiber officinale
Lineage: Eukaryota; Viridiplantae; Streptophyta; Magnoliopsida; Zingiberales; Zingiberaceae
Product: chitinase-like protein 1
Exons: 3
Coding region: 27-1019 (330 amino acids)
Biological process (GO): chitin catabolic process; carbohydrate metabolic process; cell wall macromolecule catabolic process
Molecular function (GO): chitinase activity
Source: RefSeq, a predicted model, not a curated record
UGUCUCCAGAGCCUAUUUAAUUCCACAUGACAGCUGGUAUUGUCCUUGUACCAGAUCCGCGCCGCUCCCUUCUCCUCUCGCAGGCGCAGCCAAGUUGCGGAUCCGAUCCAAUGUGGACGGCGAGGGCUUGGGCGGUGGCGUUCCUGGUGAUCGCGGCGGCGGUUGUGGCGGCGGAGGCGAAGUCAAAGCUGAAGACGUGCGACAAGGGGUGGGAAUGCAGCGGCAGCAUCUACUGCUGCAAUGAGACCAUCACCGAUUACUUCCAGGUCUACCAGUUCGAGAACCUCUUCAGCAAGCGCAACUCCCCUGUCGCCCACGCCGUCGGAUUCUGGGACUACCAUUCCUUCAUCACCGCCGCCGCAGUCUACGAGCCUCUCGGAUUCGGCACCACCGGCGACAAGGAGACCAAGAUGAUGGAGAUCGCCGCUUUCCUCGGCCAUGUCGGAAGCAAGACUUCCUGUGGAUAUGGUGUUGCCACUGGUGGUCCAUUGGCAUGGGGAUUAUGCUAUAACCAUGAAAUGAGCCCAAGCCAAGACUACUGCACUCCAAACUACCUAUAUCCAUGUGCUGAAGGAGCUUCAUACUUUGGUCGCGGUGCUUUACCUGUUUAUGGGAACUACAACUAUGGACUCAUUGGUGAUGCUUUAAAUGUGGACCUCUUGCACCAUCCAGAAUACCUAGAGCAAAAUGCUACCAUAGCUUUCCAAGCUGCAAUAUGGAGGUGGAUGACACCAAUGAAGAAGAAGCAGCCUUCAGCUCAUGAUGUUCUUGUUGGAAACUGGAAGCCGACAAAUAAUGACACUUUGUCCAAUAGGUUACCUGGCUUUGGUCUUACCAUGAAUAUAUUGUACGCAGAUCAAAUUUGCGGCCAGGGAUAUAUUGAUCCCAUGAACAAUAUCAUAUCUCACUAUCAGUAUUACUUGGAUUUGAUGGGAGUUGGACGCCAAAAGUCUGGAGAUAACCGGGAUUGUGCUGAUCAGGUGCCUUUUAAUCCAUCAUACAAGGAUGCUACAUCCUAGGUUACAACUAUAAAAGCUCCAAAAAUGGAAUCAAAACUCAGGAAUAAUGCUCCAAAUAAGUGAUUGUGUCAAUUUGUAUUAUGGUAAAAGAUGAGACUUGUUUAUUUGUGAAAUCAGCUAUACUCAUUUGUAAUGUCCAUCAUGCAGUUGUGUUAUCUAUGUGGCCUUAUGUUAGUUCUCAUGGCCAAAGAACUUGUUUUGUUGUCAAAACUACAUUAUGUAUUUGCUUCAGAAUUACUCUUCCUAAGAAGAAAGUUUUAUUGUUCAGUUUAAAAA